AUGGGAAUGAUACGCACGACGAAUGCCAAAUUGACGACGUGCCGCAUGCUGAAGGCAGCAGCGAAUCGCUUUUGGAUGCUGAGGCAGCGCAACUGGACCGGCGGCAUUUCUUCGCGGACUGCCACGUCCGUGCCCCUCUUCGUGCAAAGCACUGCAACGACUGCGGGCGAUGCGUGGAACACUACGACCAUCAUUGCGUAUGCGCAGACAGUCGAGGCAGUUUGGGGCAUGGAUAUUGCGUCUUUCGGGAUGCGAAUGAACGACGAGACUGACGAGAAAAGUCUGGAACAGUGGGUGCAAGACAGCUUUCCGUUCAUGCUGCUCAUUGUGUUUGGAUUCUUUGUGUUUUUGAUUGCGUUUGGGCUGUUCUGCUACCACGUCUUCCUCAUCACAACAAACCAAUCGUCAUGGGAACACGCCAAACGAAGCAAGAUCACGUACCUGAAGGACCUCCCGCUGGACGUACUGCCAUUCAGUCAAGGUGCCCUAAUGAACAUUUGGUUGUUCCUACGAGGACGCCCGAGGAACGUGUGGACGUACAACAUGGAGACCAAAGUGGGAACAACAUUAUCUCGGCCGCCUUCAUUCGAGGCGAUCGGCGCCGCUCCUACCGCCUUGGAAGUGUCUACGAGUAUUGCCGCUGAUGUCGUCGAAUGA
This is a messenger RNA of Aphanomyces invadans, 657 nucleotides long. RefSeq lists its product as hypothetical. The record is from RefSeq and is a predicted model, not a curated record. The transcript is spliced from 5 exons. The coding region runs from base 1 to 657 and encodes 218 amino acids. Lineage: Eukaryota; Oomycota; Saprolegniomycetes; Saprolegniales; Verrucalvaceae.